AUGACCGCAGCAGCGCACGUCGCGGUAAUUGGUGCAGGGCCUGCUGGCCUCGCCGCCAUAAAAUCACUCUUGGAUGAGGGCUUCGAGGUCACCUGCUUUGAGCAACGCGCCAAUCCUGGUGGUAUUUGGGCGUUCAGCGAAGUCCCAACACACACCUCCGUCACGAGCCAGACCAAGGCCCAGCUGAGCAAGUUUCUUACGCCGUUUUCGGACUUUCCUCAUUCAGAUGAUGUUCCUCGACACCCAACAGGUGCCGAUCUCGGUACUUACUACCGAGAUUAUGCGAUUCAUUAUGGUCUCAUGGACAAGAUUCGAUUCGGCGUCACUGUAGAGGCCAUCAAGAGAGACGAGUUACGCAAGCUCUGGCUGGUCAAAAUCUCUGGGAAAGAUACCAUGCAGCCGUUCGAUAAGAUCAUCUAUGCUGUAGGUACCGAAACGAAAGCCAAGUUGCCCACAAUCGAAGGACAAGAACAGUUUCAGGGCAGGCUGAUUCAUGGGCAAGCAUAUAAACGGCCGGAGGAAUUUGCCGGUAUGAACGUCAUUGUAUUAGGGCAGGGCAAUUCUGCAGCCGACUGCGCAGUGGAGCUUACAGAACAGGCAUCCAAAGUGUACUUCGCGCAUCGGCGAGGAGCCUUGGUCAUCCCGCGUAUGGUGAAAGGCAAGAGGUUUGACCGUUUUGCCAUGUGGAAAGCCGUGUCUACAUUAUUCUGGGCUGAGCGCUUCUUUCCUGCUCUUCACGCCUGGAUGAUAAACAAAAACUUCACCGCCGCGAUGCGCAGCUCAUGGGGCGAAAUCGAGCCUGAGUUCCGCUUCGACUGGCACCCGCGAUAUGCCAGCAAUGUCACUGGAGUGCUUAUGACCGAUGACCUGAUCCCGGCCCUUCGCGAUGGACGAGUGCAGUCGACCUGGUCUCUGCGUAAGAUAGUCGGACCGAAGGCGGUCGAAAUGGAGGACGGAACGGUGCUGCAGGACGUGGAUGCUAUUAUAUGCUGCACUGGGUAUACAACACCAUUCGGUGUUCUUGAUGAAGCAGCUGUUAAGUUCACUGAAGUUGAUCCCAAAGUUCCACCACAGCCAAACCUCUACUACAACGUCAUCUCACCUGAAUACCCCGACAGUCUCGCAUUCCUCAACUUUGCCGUCCUCUUCGGCAGUGCCUCGCAGUGUCGUGAGUUGGCCUCAAUGGCCAUCGCUCAAAUAUGGACGGGCAAGUCCUCUCUACCGCCACGAGAGGAAAUGGAUCGUCAGAUCCGUGAACGUCAGUCCUGGUAUGUCAAGAGAUGCUACACAGAGCCCCUGGUGCAACUCGAGGGUCUCGUGGAGCCAGACUCUUGGAUGCGCUGGGUGCAUAGCACUGCCGGCACAGGUCUGUAUGAGAAUUUAGGUUGGACUUGGCAAGGGCUGCGGUUCUCCUUGCGCCACCCAAGAACAUAUCUUUUGCUGGCGUAUGGCGUGAAUACGCCCCAUAUGCUCCGUUACUUCGAGACUAGGAAGAGGAAGGCUUGGAAUGGGGCGAUGGAAGCUAUUCGGCAUGCAAAUAAGAUGAGCCGCCUGGAUUUAUCAAAGAAAGAAGAGAAACAGGAGUGA
Messenger RNA from Clonostachys rhizophaga, 1587 nucleotides. The record is from the annotation of a GenBank genome assembly. Lineage: Eukaryota; Fungi; Ascomycota; Sordariomycetes; Hypocreales; Bionectriaceae.